AUGAUGUGGCGGUCGGUGCUAGACACAUUUUGGGAUGAAAGGAUAUGGUUACCGCCGAACACAUCAUGGGAAGAUCUUGCACCGGGUCCUGACAAAGCAGUGGUUUACAACGAUUACAGACAUUUGUUUUAUCCCCUGCCCUUAGCACUGGUGCUUUUAUUGUUGCGACGCGUGCUAGAGACUUAUUGGUUCGCACCGUUCGGCAAGUCAUUAGGUAUUAAGAACACAAGACCAAAGAAAGCCCCGAGUAAUCCAAAACUGGAAAACGCAUACCUGACUUCUUCAAAAAUUAAACACAAACAGAUAUGUGCUUUAGCAAAGCAACUAGAUAUGACAGAGCGUCAGGUAGAACGAUGGUGGCGCCUUCGGAGAAGCCAAGACAAGCCUUCCACUCUUGUCAAAUUCAGCGAAAACAUGUGGAGAACAACCUUCUACCUUUACAAUUUCUCCUACGGGCUCUUCAUCCUGUGGGAUAAGGAAUGGCUCUGGGACAUCGACCAAUGCUACAUUGGGUAUCCACAUCAGGGUGUUACAGAUGACGUGUGGUGGUACUACAUGAUAUCAGCAUCAUUUUACUGGGCGCUCACCAUGUCUCAGUUCACGGACGUACGCCGCAAGGACUUUUGGCAGAUGUUCGUUCACCAUAUCGCCACUAUCGCUCUGCUAUCCUUCAGCUGGGUGUGCAACCUGCACCGUAUUGGUACCCUCGUGCUCUUACUGCACGACUGCGCCGACGUAUUCCUUGACAGUGCAAAAGCAGCUAAAUAUGCAAACUACCAACGUUUUUGUGAUGUAGUCUUCGCUCUGUUCGCCAUUGUGUGGAUUAUAACAAGACUUGGGUUUUACCCUUUCUACAUAAUUUGGAGUACAUGGUUCCGAGCCCCUAUGUUGGGUCCGAUAUUUCCUGCGUACUACUUAUUUAAUGGACUGCUAUGUCUGUUAUUGGUUUUGCACCUAGUGUGGACUUGGCUUAUUCUACAGGUAGCAUAUAAAUCCAUCGGUUCAGGACAGAUGGACGGUGACAUUAGAAGUUCAAGUUCUGAAAUAAGUGACAGCUCACAUCAAUCCAACCACAGCACGCCGAGACAUGUCAACAAUAAGAAGGAGGCAUAG
This is a messenger RNA of Arctia plantaginis, 1113 nucleotides long. The record is from the annotation of a GenBank genome assembly. Lineage: Eukaryota; Metazoa; Arthropoda; Insecta; Lepidoptera; Erebidae.